Panicum virgatum (switchgrass) is the source of this 1905-nucleotide messenger RNA. RefSeq lists its product as uncharacterized. Lineage: Eukaryota; Viridiplantae; Streptophyta; Magnoliopsida; Poales; Poaceae. The transcript has a single exon. The record is from RefSeq and is a predicted model, not a curated record. Bases 1 to 1905 code for a protein of 634 amino acids.
AUGAACGAGGAUGAAGAAGACCUUGAUGAUAGGAUUCCUGAUAUGGUAAAGGAGUUGUUCAUAGCUGAGGAACAAGGUGCUGAGAAUUCUAUGUUUGCAGCCAUAUUAGAAGAGAUGAAGGAGGAACUUUUCCCUGGUGCAGCUGUUACAAGAUUUUCUUUUGUUGUGAAGUUACUCCACAUCAAGUCAUUCUAUCGAAUCAGCAAUGCUGCGUUCACUGCAAUACUAAAGUUGUUAUCAUUAGCAUUCCCAGCUUGCUCUCUUCCCACAUCUUAUGAUGAAGCAAAGAAACUUAUUCGUGCAUUGGGACUCGGAUAUGAUACAAUCCAUGUGUGCCCGAAUAAUUGUGUUUUGUUCCGGAAGGGGUUGGCAAAACAUGAUAAUUGCCCAGUAUGUGGUGAAUCAAGAUGGAAAGAUGCGGAUGGAAGGAAACAGAUUCCUCAGAAGGUAUUGCGGCAUUUCCCAUUGGUUCCAAGGCUGAAGAGGAUAGUUGCUUCCAAAAAAACCGCUGAGGAGGCACAAUGGCACAAGUUGAAGAGAAAACCAGUGGAGAAUGAGCUUAGCCAUCCAGCUGAUGGUGAGGCAUGGAAAGAAUUUGAUAGAAAAUAUGAGUGGUUUGCAAAAGAUGCAAGGAACAUCAGACUUGGUCUUGCUACGGAUGGUUUCAAUCAAUUUGGCAAAAUGAACUCCUCAUAUAGCAUGUGGCCAGUUUUUGUUGUGCCUUACAACUUUCCCCCAUGGAUAUGUAUGGAUGAAUCCAACUUCAUGAUGUCCCUACUCAUCCCUGGUCCGGAAUGCCCAGGAAAGGACUUUGAUGUCUUUUUGGAGCCACUCGUCGAAGAGUUACUCACCCUUUGGGCAGGUUUGGAAACUAAAGAUGCAUUUAGUGGAAAGGAGUUUAAACUACAUGCUGCAGUUAUAUGGUGCAUUCAUGAUUAUCCAGCUUUGAGCACAUUGUCUGGUAGAGUCACAAAAGGAUAUUAUGCUUGUGUGCGUUGUGACAAAAAUCCUUGCUCCAGAAGAAUUAGGAAUAAAAUCUGCUAUAUUGGACAUCGUCGUUUUCUUCCAAGGGACCAUCCAUGGAGGACAAAGAAAUAUUUUGAUGGUCAAACUGAAAAACGUGACAAGCCAGAGGAAUUUAGUAUAGAUGAGCUGAUGCAGCAAUUGGAGAGGGUGAAGGAUGUUAGGCCAGGAAAGCAUCCUGGAAGCAAAAAGAGAAAGCGGGAAGCAGAAGAUCAAUGUUGGAAGCGAAGGUCGAGGUUAUGGGAUCUGCCAUAUUGGGAAAAUUUGAAGCUGCGACACAAUCUUGAUAUAAUGCACAUCGAGAAAAACAUUUGUGACUACAUUAUUGGCACUUUUCUGGGCAUUGUUGGGAAGUCAAAGGACACUAUUAAUGCCAGGCUUGAUUUGGAAGACAUGGGCAUAAGACAAAAUCUACACUUGUGUCGUCAUGGAGAUUCAUACUGUUUACCACACGCCCCUUACACAAUGAGUAAAACACAAAAGCUUGCUUUUUGUGAAUUUUUAAGAAGUGUGAAAUUCCCAGAUGGAUAUGCUUCUAAUUUAGCAACACAUGUUAGUGUUGAUGCAUGCAACCUCCAAGGACUCAAAACUCAUGAUUGCCAUAUCUUACUACAAAGGAUUUUGCCUGCUGCUCUACGAGGGCUCAUGCCUAAGGAAAUAUAUGAAGCAAUUGCUGAAUUAGGUAACUUCUUUCAGCAAUUAUGUGCUAAAACUCUGAAGGUAGAUGUUUUGCAUAGAAUGAAAGAAGAAAUACCAAUCAUUCUGUGCAAGCUUGAGAAAAUAUUUCCUCCUUCUUUCUUUGAUGUUCAGUUGCACUUAGCUGGUUAUGGGCAGAGCAAGGAGGGCCCAUGUUCGAAUCCUGGAUACCACGUGCUUGAUUAA